AUGCGGCUACCUCUCAUCGCUUGUGCCCUCGUCGUGGGUGUUGUCAGCGCUGCAGAGUAUGGUUGGAAGUCCGGUCAACAAUACCAGUACCAACUUAGAAGUAGGACUCUGUCCGGUAUCCACCAGGCAGCUGACCAGUACGCAGGAGUCGUCCUGUCGGCUCAGGUCACUGCCACAGCUCUCGCUGAUGACCAUCUGCAUUUCCAGAUCUCGGGUGCCAAAUACGCAGACCUUCAUCAAGAAUUGAGCGGCGGUGUAGAGGGUGGAGUACCUUACGAACAGCUCAGCUGGAAAGAUUUACCUCUCCAGGCCCCCGCAUUCCAGCUUCAUCUUCAAAAUGGAGUGGUCAAGAAAUUGGUCGCCACCAAAAAUAUUCCUUCCUGGGAGCUGAAUUUGUAUAAAGGUAUCGCCAGUCAGGUGCAAAUCGACACACAGGGUGUGAACCUUAAGAAAUCUCCGAUGAACCAAAUGCCUGAGAAUGAACAGCCCUUUGGCAACUAUAAAACUAUGGAGGACUCUAUCAAUGGAGUUUACGAGACACUCUACGACAUUUCACCCCUUCCAGAAUACGUCAUCCAAAGCAGACCAGAAUUGGCCCCUCUCCCCCAUCUGAAGGGCAACGGACAGCUCAUAGACAUUGGGAAGACAAGAAACUUUUCCAGCAGCCAACAGCACCUUGUCUACCGUUUUGGAGCCAAUGGCUAUGAAAAUUUUGUUCCAGGGUCAAACCAAAUGGGGAAUUUUCUAUCAAGAUCAUCUGUAAGUCGAGUGAUUCUUUCUGGACAACUUGACAGGUACACCAUCCAGUCUUCGGUAACAACAGAAAAAGUCGUUGCUGCACCUCACUUCCAAAGAGGACAGAAAGGAAUCGUGUACAGUAACAUGAAUCUCACUCUUCAAGCUGUCAAGUCUUCACAGGGAACUCCAGAAAGCAUUCAAAGUCCAAGAGAAAUCGAAAACUUAGUCUACGAACCUCAGAACGGACAGGAUGACUUCUGGCAACCAAGGGAAUCAAAUGAAAGUUCUUCAGAAGAAAGUAGCAGCUCAUCUUCAGAGGAAAUGGGAAAAAUUGAGGAAACAAUAAGCAAAAGCGCCAAGGUGAAAAGAUCAAUAGCAAAGAAUAAACUUGAAAAGGAACUUGUCGGUAAGAACCAAGAUGAUUCGUCUAGUUCCUCUUCAUCGGAGGGUUCCUCAAUGGAUGCCAGUGACGAAUACUUACCAAGAAAACCUCGCCUUGACGAAGCAAUCAACAUUGAGCUGAAUCCUGGCUUUCUGGGAGGCUGGGGAUCUGAACAAGUAAACUACCUCGAACUUAUUAACAGACUUUCUCACGAAGUCGGGCGAUGGAUUCAGAAGGCUGAUCGCCUUAACCAGCAAAAUAUCCUAGAUAGAUUCGCUCUUUUGACUCAGGCAGUGGCUUCUGUUGAUAGUCAGCAGCUCCAACAAGCGUCGCAGAAACUCUACUAUCAAGGAGAAAGUGCUCCACAAUUCGGUAAUGAGGAAGAAUCUGAAAAAUACCAAAGCUGGGUCGCUUUCCGUGACGCUGUUUCGCAGGCUGGUACUGGACCUGCCCUUCUUACCAUACAGCAAUGGAUCAACUCAAACCAGGUUCAAGGAGAAGAAGCUGCAAAUAUAUUAGCCGCUUUGCCAAACUCUGCUCGCUAUCCCACUAAUGAAUACAUGAAUGCAUUUUUCGAGCUGAUCAAAACACCGAACGCCCAGAAACAAAGGUUUCUAAACACCAGUGCAAUAAUUUCAUUCAGUGAAUUGGCCAGGAGAGCUUCUCCUGGACAGUCGAGUCGCACUUAUCGCCGAUACCCUGUUCACUUGUUCAACAAAGAGAACGUCCAGGAGCGCACUCAAGCUAUUCAAGAACAAUACAUCCCCUGGUUCCAAGAACAGCUUCAGCAGGCAGUGGCACAGGGUGAUUCAACUAGAAUCCAGCUCUUCGUUCGGGCCCUUGGCAACUUGGGUCACCCCAGGAUUUUGGCAGUGUUUGAGCCCUACCUCGAGGGUCAGCAAAAGGUCUCUGACUUCCAGCGACUCGCCAUGGUGGUUGCUCUCGACCAGCUCACUUGGACCCAUCCAAAACUAGCUCGCAACGUUCUCUACAGGAUUUACCAGAACACAGCUGAAGCACCCGAGAUCCGUGUGGCAGCAGUCUUACAUAUCAUGAAAACCAACCCCCCAGCACAGAUGCUUCAACGCAUGGCGGAAUUCACCAACUACGAUCACAGCUACCAAGUCAGCGCCGCCGUCAAGUCUGCAAUAGAAACUGCCUCCGACAGUACAGACGCUUCCGUUUCUUGGAGCUCAGAAUUGCAAGCGAACGCGCGUGCAGCAGCCAACCUCCUUACACCGAAAGACUUUGGAAUCCGCUACUCCACGAACCUGAUUCAGUCAUUCUUAAGCGAGCAACAGAACACAGAAUUCCAGGGAGAGUACUCUUUCAUCCAAGGACAAGACGGAGCUUAUCCCCAGGCUGUUUUCGCCAAUCUCUACCGAAGUGUCGCUGGAUACGAUCGUGAUCCCUAUUCCAUUUCCUUCCUGAGUUCGAGCAGCAGAAAUCUUUACCAGCUUGUGGCCAACUUCUUCCAAGGAAAUGAAAACUCCAAGAAAAUGCAGGAGGGCAGUGAACAUGGCUCCCAAUAUUCGUACAACAAAAUUUUUAACAUGCUCAACGUCCAGAGAGAAGAGCAAGAGCAAGUCGAAGGACAAAUUUAUUUAUCCAUCUUUGGGGCAAAUCGUUUUUUCUCUUUUGACAACCAAACAUUCCAGCAAACCCAGCGUUAUUUCAAUAAGCUUCAGAACAAUCUCAAACAAGGAAUUAACUUUCAACACACCCGAUUUUUGAACAAGUACUCAAUGGAAGUCGGAUUCCCAGUAGUUAUGGGUGUGCCGUUCUUCUACUCAGUACAAGAGCCUGCCAUGUACUCUGCAAGAGGACAGAUUAAGGGGGAGCUGUCCAAAGACAGUCAACAAGAAGGUGUCCAUAUCCCCUUGAAAUUCGCUUUGAACGGCCAAGCCGAGUUCACGUAUGCCAGCCAAUCGAGAGGAAAAUUGGGAUUCUACGCUCCAUAUAACAACCAGCAAUAUGUUGCUGGAUACAACAGGCACAACCAGUUUUACCUUCCAUUAGAUGGUAAAAUUGAACUGCACCAAGGACAAAACGGAUUCCAGGCUGAAUUAAAACCUUUCUCCCAAAAAGAUGCCAAGCAGACAUUGUUCCAUAGAGGAUCACAAGCCUACACUGUCUAUCAAAAUAACAAAGAAGUCCAGCCUUACCAAGAAGGACAAAACUACUCUCCACUCAAAAUUUCUGCACAAAAAUCUUACCAGAGAGAUAUAGAAUGCAAUCAAGCUGGCUAUAAUUUACAUUUAGAAGGCAGCGGCGAAAGUAAUUUCCUUAAUAUCGAAGGACUAUAUAACGCAUGGAGGAAAAAUGAACUCUUGUACUAUCUUCUAUUCCAUGACUCCAACAAUAACAUCAACAACAACGAAUUUUCUGCUUCUUACAGCCCAAGAUCAGGUUCAGCUCAAGGAGUGAAGAUCACGGCUAACUACAUCUCAAAUCAAGAAGGCCAUCGCAAUCCAGCAAAGAUGAUGAAGAAACAUAUGCCUCGCGCAGCUCCGAGCGGAUCGAACUUGGCUCAACCGACUUCCUAUGAGCAGAGACAAGACGAGCUCUAUAAUAACGUUCAACAAGGAAUUCAAGAUCCUGAAGUGCACAUGAUGGACCUCUUCAUUGGCUGUGGAGAAAAUCAGAAUGAAAAUGGUCAUUCCUUCACAAUCGCCCACGCCAGCAGUCCAGUUUCAGAGCAGGCACGAGUACUCGCUUACUACCACGGUUUGUCCAGAGACUCCGGGAACUCUAAGCCUUUCCAGGCAGCCUUACAAUAUAACUAUCAACAGCCGAGAUGGCCUGUAUUCAACUUCCAUGAAGCAUUGAAUGCCAACCCAGACACCAACGUUGACGGUAGAAUUGAUUUUGACAACGGUUCUGGUUCCCCAGCUCAAAUACAAUUUAAUGGACAGUUGAAACGAGAUGAGCAGAGGAAGGCUUGGCUUCAACAGCAACCCAAUUCAAAGCUGUGUGAGAAUCAAAUGCAGGAAAAUAACUUUAUCCAAAGAGCUUGCAGAAAUGCCACUGUUCAAGCAGGUUUUCUUAAUAACUACAACUUCAACAUCCAAUACCAAAACGUCCCUAGAAAUGUCCAAGAAGCUAUUUACAACCUGUACAGUUUAAUCAGACAUUGGGCCUACCAGCAUGUUUCAGAGGAUAUCAGCAGACAACCUAAAAAUGAAGGACAGAUGAAUAUCGAUGUUCAGUUCGAGAACAACUUACAGCUGGUUAAUUUGUCCAUUGACGCGCCUUCUAUGAGAUCUCGCUUUGAAAACUUGAAGGUCAGCCGACCCGCAGCUCCUCUGGUUCUCUACCAUCCAAGAUACAGCACGUUGCAGCUCUAUGGCUUGCAAUAUGCCAACGCUGAAUGGAAAGCACCUGCAGUACUCGACUUCAGUCAAGCAAACACCUUCGACAACACCUCAUAUCCCAUAGAUCUUGGAAAUUGUUACCACGUUUUUGCCAUCUACGCACCUCCUCAGGACAACCAGGAAAGCCAGAGCCAGGGACAAAGCCUAAUUGACCCUUCACAAAGAUUCGCCGUCCUUGUCAGGGAAAAUGGUCAGAGGCAAAAGGAAGUAAAAUUAGUCCUCAAUGAAGACAACAUAGAAUUGGCUCCAUCAGGCUCGUCAGGACAACCAUCAGUUCAGGCCAACGGUCAACCUCUGGAGUACUCGCAAAACCAGAUCAAUCGAUGGUCCAAUGGACAGAACAGGUUAGAGAUCUACAAGCAACCGGACGGUGUUGUCGUGUUGUACGCACCUUACAACGGACUUCAGCUAAGUUACGACGGUAGCAGACUCAAGCUCUCUCUUUCCCAACGAUAUGGAGACGCGAUUCGCGGCCUUGCUGGCACCUUUGAUGGUGAGAUGGCCGACGAAUUUAGCUUGCCGAACAACAGGGUGAUAGGUGAGCCGCUCUUGUUUGCAGCUAGCUAUGCCCUUACCGAAGACCAGAGCUGCCAAGGUCCCGCUAAAGAGAGGCAGAAAGAGGCGCAGCAGGCACAGAGCUCAGAGAAGAGAGUUUCUCCGGGUGACGUCGUGAAUGACAUUGAAUCUGGCAAGAAAGGAACCAAAGUGGACAAAGGCUCCUGUACACAGUACAGA
Messenger RNA from Copidosoma floridanum, 5229 nucleotides. RefSeq names its product vitellogenin-like. Lineage: Eukaryota; Metazoa; Arthropoda; Insecta; Hymenoptera; Encyrtidae. The record is from RefSeq and is a predicted model, not a curated record.